AGAGAUUGAUGAGUAAUAUUUUUAUCGAUGAAUACAAAAUCGUCGAGGGACAAUGAAUUCAGAAAUUACUAUUUCAUCGAGGAAAUUCAUGAAAUCGGUGGAUAAUUUUGAUACUAAAUCUACACGAAGAAGUUCAAUUAAAAGUGAAAAUGAAAAGGCAAUAAUUUUUGCCACGCCGGAUAUUUUAGAAUUUCGUAAUUUUCAAUUGAAGAAAACUUAUAAGAAAAUUGUAUCAUUGAAAAAUGUCAGUUCAAAUUUGGCGAGAUUUCAAUUGGAGAGGCCAAAAAAGUCGAGAUUUAAUAUUUUUCUUGAAUUUGGAAAUAAUAAAAAAGGAUCAAUUGCACCGGGAAUGUCGGCCAAAUUAAUAGUGUCAUUUUAUUCUGAUUUUUAUCAAGAACCUGAAGAGAAUAUUGUUAUUCGAAUUCAAGGAGGAAAAACAAUUGUAUUAUUUGUUCAUGCUUUCAGAGAUCCUCCAGUUUUACAAGGUGUUAAUACACUUUAUCACUCAUGUUUUCAAUCCGAAUCAACGAGCACGACAGUUUCAUUAAACACUACAAUGACAAUUGAUCAAGAAUUAUUUAAUCGCAAAGAGUUAUUAGCAGCAAAAAUGAAAUCACAAUUAAAUUCUUCAAAGGAGAUAUUAAAAUUCAAUGUGACAGCAAAUGAAAUAAUUUUCACCGCUUAUUUUGAAUGUGGAAAAUGUUUCAUUGGUGAGAUGGUGAAUAUUCCAACAACAAUGAAAAAUACUGGUGAAAGUGGAAAAUUUUUUAUCAUCAGUGAAGUUGAUUGGUCAUCAAUGAAAAUUGAGGAUGUAACAAGCGACAAUAUAGUUUUAACACCACCAUUCGCUGUUUUUCCAGCUUAUUUUAUUCUACAAAACAAUGAAGAAAUAACAUUUCAAUCUUUAUUUUUUCCAUUCACUUAUGGAAUGCAGGUGGACAAAUAUUUUAUUAUUGGAGACAAUUGUUCUGUUCAAUCAAUCGAAAUAAUAGGAGAUGGAAUUAUGUUUGAAGAAAAAUUUAUUCUUUUUGAGCAAAAUCUCGUGCCUGAAGUAAGUGAAGAUAUUAUCACAAAAUAUUGUGUCGAAUUAAAUUAUGAAAAGUCGAAAAGAAGAUUUGAAACUGUAAUUGAAAUAUCUAAUACAAGUGAUAUAAUUAUGCAUUAUCGUUGGGAGAAUCGUGAAGUAAAUGAAAAAAAUGAUAAUGAAGAAAAAAAUUGGGAAAAUUUAGAAUUAAAUGAAAUUUUCAUUGAUCCAAAAGUGGGAAUUUUUCAACCUCAUUCGUUAACUUCAUUUUUGAUUUUUGUUGAAACUGAUAAUUUAGUCGCUGAUGAAUAUCGUACAGUAUUGCAGUGAGAUUUAUUUUAUUUUUCCUUAUUUAAU
Molecule: messenger RNA, 1381 nt
Organism: Leptopilina boulardi
Lineage: Eukaryota; Metazoa; Arthropoda; Insecta; Hymenoptera; Figitidae
Exons: 9
Coding region: 53-1354 (433 amino acids)
Biological process (GO): negative regulation of cell population proliferation
Source: RefSeq, a predicted model, not a curated record